AUGAAAACUUCGCCGUGUUUCUGCCUUUUCGUCUUGAUGAUCGUCCUAAGGGCAGAUCGAGUCGUAGGUCCAACCCCGUUAAUUCACAUGUUGGCCAAAACUUGGGACCGGCUCAUGUUGCCCAUCAAUUUCGCUAUUCCAAACAACACGCGGACGACUAUUACUGGCGGAAGAUGGGAAAAAACUCUUCGGUUCGCUCCGUCGGGUACUGCUGAACCAUAUUGGACCCUUCAAAAUCUUCACAGAGAUCCCAUAAUCUACCUGUUGGCCGGCGACGAGGAAAGCUCGAUAAUUGAGCCAGGUGUCACAAUACACUGGUACGACCUUCCCGCAUCUGAAUCUUUGAAGGGAAAAAUCGUAUCCAUCGGAGACAACAUGAUUCACCCCGACUCCGACACGGAAAGUUCUGAAAGAGUAGAAUGA
Puccinia triticina is the source of this 423-nucleotide messenger RNA. RefSeq lists its product as uncharacterized. Lineage: Eukaryota; Fungi; Basidiomycota; Pucciniomycetes; Pucciniales; Pucciniaceae. Bases 1 to 423 code for a protein of 140 amino acids. The record is from RefSeq and is a predicted model, not a curated record. The transcript has 2 exons.